UUCACAAAUAUGCAAGUUUCUUCCUUUUAAAUGAUGCUUUCCUCUAUAUAGAAUCAUGCAUUUAGAUCUUAUUUGUAAUGUCUGUCAAAUGCGGUAGUAGUUUAAAUCCCAUAGCGUAGCUGUCUUCCUUUGUUUGUGAAUUUUUGAGAACUUAAAAAAAAAAGAAAAAGAAGUGUUAUUUUAUAACAAUGUAAAAGAGUGCUCCAGCUUAUUAAAUGAGCUCAGGGUUGCUUCCUUUAUUCCCGCUUGACUGGAUCUCAUUUACAUGCAUUAACAGAUGACUGGGUCUCAUAAAUAUCAUGGUAUCUAACCUGGCCGGCUGUCUGCGGUGAGACAAACGUGUUAGGACAGAUCAUUAUAUAUAUUCAAUAGCAGGUGUGGUGACUUUAACAUAGAAUAUAUAGCACAUCCUUUUCAGUAACCACUAGGACAACCAAGUAGCCCAAACUCCAUGGUACAAAAUAACGAGCGGAUUAAGGAAGAACAGACUUACACCCUGAAAUCUGAAUCGCAUGAAGAAUCACAAUGUGUGAUCUGUCCCCACCUUGACAUUGAACCAGUGGACCAUUGCAGUUGGUCCAUAGUGAAGCAUAUGUACAAGGGCUGCCGGCUGUGCCUUUCAGAUAUGGACAGAGCAGUUAAAUAAUUGUGUCCAUAGAGUGGUCCAAAUAUGCGUCCCACAAGAGAGGGGCUGGUAAGCAAAGACCCCACUAUUGGAAAACUGGGUUCUACAUGGAUAAUUUAAUUAAGGAUUAGCUGGAAUUUUUGUCUGUGAUUAGCUUUCAAGUUCGCGCACACACUGAUAUGUGCGGACUAUUGUGAUAUCUAGUAUUAACAAUCCAAUAACAUCAAUCAUUCCAUGGAAAAUUUAGUAACACUUGUAAGAGUUCUUGAAAGCCUCUUAAAACAUCAAUCAUUCCAUGGAUCCUCUAGUUGAUGUUUCAUGCUAUUGUUUCCUCUUCUUUAUCUCCGUGAUCGUUUCUUUCGUAGUGAUAGGCCCCAUUAUCAAAUUGAUAAAUGACUCCAACAAGCUGAGGCUUCCACCAAGCCCUCCUGCUUUACCAAUCAUUGGUCACACUCAUCUAUUGAGCUCUAGAUUACCUGAAGCCCUUAAAACACUAGCUUACCGAUAUGGUCCUAUUAUGCGAAUACAAAUGGUUAACACAACCUAUGUUGUUGUUUCCGCUGCUAUCACAGCUGAGGAAAUCUUGAAAACCCAUGACAUUGUUUUUUCUUCUAAGUUUUGUCCAGGUACCACACAGCACAACAUAUAUGGAGGACUAAGUUUUAUCAAUAGCACUUACGGAAAAUACUGGCGGUUCGUGAAGAAACUUUGCAUGACAAAGCUAUUUGCAGGAUCGCAGCUCAAACAAUUUAUUCAUAUUCGAGAACAAGAAACAUUGAAGUUACUAAAAUCACUAGAAAAGAAAUCCAAAGAUGGAGAACCGUGUGACUUGAGUGUGGAGCUAGAGACUCUUACACAAAACAUCAUUUGUAGGAUGGCAAUAGGGAGGCGAUGCUUGGAGAAUCCUGAUCAAGCUAUGGAGAUUCGGAGAUUGGUCAAAGACAUUGUGGAAAGGGCAGCUAAGUUUUAUUUCAUUGAAGUGUACGGUCCUCUUAAGAAAUUUGACAUUUUUGGUAAUGGUAUGAAGCUCAGAUUGGCAACGUGGCGGUAUGAUGAGCUAGCAGAGAAGAUCAUGAAGGAGUACGAAAAAGAAGAAGAUGAUAAGAUGAAAUCUAGCAGGACUGAAGAGAAAGAUGUGAUGGAUAUAUUGUUGGAGACUUAUAAGGACCCAGAUGCUGAAGUGAAGUUAACUAGGGGUCAUAUCAAAUGUUUCUUCAUGGACAUGUUCUUGGCGGCUGUUGAUACUACAACAUCGGCCACACAAUGGACUGUGGCAGAGCUAUUCAAUCAUCCUCAAGUAUUCAAGAGACUCAGAGACGAAAUCGACUCAGUUGUGGGUUCUAAAAGGCUUGUGGAAGAAUCAGACAUUCCAAGCCUUCCAUAUCUCCAAGCAGUCAUCAAGGAAACCUUAAGGCUGCAUCCUCCUGGACCUUUACUCCGGAGACAAUGCUUCGAGGACAUGAAGGUUAAUGGCUAUGAUAUUAAGGCUGGAACCAAGAUUUUCAUCAAUGUGUAUGCCAUAAUGCGUGAUCCAAGCAUGUGGAUUGAGCCUGACAAGUUUGUGCCUGAAAGGUUCUUGGAUAACUCUACCAAGGUUAUGGAUUUGAAGGGUCAUAAUUAUAGUUUCCUUCCGUUUGGGAGCGGGAGGAGAGCAUGUUUAGGUUCAUCACAUGCUUCAUUUGUGAUGCAUGUAACUGUAGGUGCUUUGGUUCAAUGCCUUGAUUGGAAAUUUGAAGGAGGAGGCAAGGUGGAUAUUGAGACAGUGAAAAUAUACUCAGGGGCAAUAGCUCACUCUCUUAUCUGUUAUCCUACCGCCCGUUUAAGUUUGUCUGAUGUUUGAUCCUAAGACUGACGCUUAUGCCUUAUAUGUUCAAAGUGUUUCAAGAUAGGAACUCAUUUGUCUAGAAAGUUUGAUGCAGAAGGGUUGUAUGUUGUACUUGUCAUAAUGGAGCUGUGUUAUUACAUUUUCAUGUAAUCUGUCACUUGUUCAGUUGUUUGUAUUCAAGCACAUAUGGCUUACUUUGUGUGGUAAUACAACUUUUGGUCACGUAAA
Messenger RNA from Tripterygium wilfordii, 2678 nucleotides. RefSeq names its product cytochrome P450 93A2-like. The coding region runs from base 921 to 2465 and encodes 514 amino acids. Gene Ontology annotation, cellular component: membrane. The transcript has 2 exons. The record is from RefSeq and is a predicted model, not a curated record. Gene Ontology annotation, molecular function: oxidoreductase activity, acting on paired donors, with incorporation or reduction of molecular oxygen, NAD(P)H as one donor, and incorporation of one atom of oxygen; heme binding; iron ion binding. Lineage: Eukaryota; Viridiplantae; Streptophyta; Magnoliopsida; Celastrales; Celastraceae.